CCCUCCUCAAACUAACCCCCCGGCUAAACCCUAGCCGCCGCGCCUCCCCCCAGCGCUCCACCUCCUCCUCCACGUACCUCCAGCUCCGUCUCCGGCGGCGGCCCCAAGCGCGCGCGCGGCGAGGAUGAACGUGAAGGGCGGCGGCCGGAUCCCGGCGCCCCCGCCGGGGGCCGGCGCGCUGGUCAAGGUCGCCGUGUUCGGCGGCGCCGCCGUGUACGCCGCCAUGAACAGCCUCUACAACGUCGAGGGCGGGCACCGCGCCAUCGUCUUCAACCGCAUCCAGGGGAUCAAGGACAAGGUAUACCCUGAAGGGACUCACUUUAUGAUUCCAUGGUUUGAACGGCCAAUCAUUUAUGAUGUCCGCGCUCGCCCGAAUCUUGUUGAGAGUACUUCUGGAAGCAGGGAUCUUCAGAUGGUGAAAAUUGGUCUUCGUGUCCUCACAAGGCCUAUGCCAGAGAGGCUACCCCAUAUUUACAGGACACUUGGGGAGAACUUCAACGAGCGAGUUCUGCCUUCUAUCAUUCAUGAAACACUGAAAGCUGUUGUCGCCCAAUACAAUGCUAGCCAACUGAUCACACAGAGAGAGACUGUGAGUAGGGAGAUUAGGAAAAUAUUGACUGAGAGGGCCAGAAACUUCAACAUUGCCCUUGAUGAUGUCUCAAUUACGAGCCUGAGCUUUGGGAAGGAGUUUACCCAUGCCAUUGAGGCCAAACAGGUUGCCGCUCAGGAAGCUGAGCGGGCAAAGUUCAUUGUCGAGAAAGCUGAGCAAGAUAAGAGAAGUGCAAUUAUCAGGGCUCAGGGAGAGGCCAAGUCUGCAGAGCUGAUUGGCCAGGCCAUCGCAAACAACCCUGCUUUCCUUGCCCUGAGGCAGAUUGAAGCUGCAAGGGAGAUCUCUCACACCAUCGCGGCCUCAGCCAACAAGGUCUUCCUGGACUCCAACGACCUGCUGCUCAACCUUCAGCAGCUGAGUGUGUCAGGCAAGCAGAAGAAAUGAUGUCGCCCUUCUUCACUUUGUUCUGAGUGUGGAUGUCGUUGUACCAGACAUCGUGAGGGACGCUCAGUUUUGAAUGAAGUCUCGCUAGUUGACCCUCUUUGAUACGGUAGUUGCGAACUAGGUGCGUGUCAAAUGGACUGGAAAACGCAAACAAACUGGCAUGUUUCAUUUGAACGAUGUCCUCUAGGAUGUUCAAUAAGGAACAAAUUCUGUUUUUUGAUCUCAAUAUGUUAUGAUGGGUAUUUUUUUGUUCC
Messenger RNA from Panicum hallii, 1248 nucleotides. Its product is annotated as prohibitin-2, mitochondrial-like. Gene Ontology annotation, biological process: mitochondrion organization. Gene Ontology annotation, cellular component: mitochondrion; membrane. NCBI's taxonomy places the organism in Eukaryota, Viridiplantae, Streptophyta, Magnoliopsida, Poales, Poaceae. The coding region runs from base 125 to 994 and encodes 289 amino acids. The record is from RefSeq and is a predicted model, not a curated record. The transcript has 5 exons.